Microsporum canis CBS 113480 is the source of this 1941-nucleotide messenger RNA. RefSeq names its product copper amine oxidase. Lineage: Eukaryota; Fungi; Ascomycota; Eurotiomycetes; Onygenales; Arthrodermataceae. Gene Ontology annotation, biological process: amine metabolic process. The record is from RefSeq and is a predicted model, not a curated record. The coding region runs from base 1 to 1941 and encodes 646 amino acids. Gene Ontology annotation, molecular function: quinone binding; copper ion binding; primary methylamine oxidase activity. The transcript is spliced from 6 exons.
AUGGCACCACACCCAUUUGACCCGGUAGCCCCUGCUGAGCUCAGGUUGGCCGUAAAGGUCCUUGAGAACGCCUUUCCGGGGGUUCCUCUGCGGUACAAAGUGAUCGAAGUCCAGGAGCCCAUCAAGAAAGAUGUUGUGCCGUAUAUUGAGGCGGAGAGACUGUGUGUCUCUCUGCCGAGAAAGCCUGCUCGUGUCCUCAUGGCCCUGUUCCAUCGAAUGGACACAAAGAGCUUCAUGAAGGCGUUGAUCAACAUUGAUACCAAAGUGCUCCUUCAUGCGAAGGAAUCCCCAAGGAUAUACAGGCUAGGAACACACGAGCUGAUUGAGAUGGAAGAGAUCUGUCUGAAGCAUCCUGCUGUGAAGGCAGAGAUCGAGAAGCUGAACCUUCCGCCAGGCGUGACCGUUUGUUCGGACCCCUGGAUCUAUGGAACAGAUGAUCAAGGUGAAACCCGUCGCCUGUUUCAGUUUUACUUGUAUAUCGUCGACACAGACGACCUUCAGCAUAACCACUACUCCCUCCCCUGCACUAUCUCUCCAGUUUUCGACGGCAUGACAAGGGAACUGGUCCGAAUUGACCAUCUACCUACCGGUACUGAUCAUUCUACCUCUCCCACCAAGCCAUGGAAGCCUGUCAAGGCUGUCCAGUAUGCACAUAGUCUUUUGGAUGAGCCCACCCGAACAGACCUCAAACCGUACAUCGUGCAGCAGCCCGAAGGUCCAUCAUUCUCGGUAGAUGGCAACUUCGUAUGCUGGCAAAAAUGGAGGUUCCAUGUCGGUUUCAACUUUCGCGAGGGGAUGGUGCUUUACGGCGUAACAUAUGACCGACGUAACGUUUUCUACCGUCUCGCUGUGAACGAGAUGACAGUUCCUUACGGAGAUCCACGAGCACCAUACCACCGCAAACAGGCCUUCGACGUUGGAGAUGUUGGCUUUGGGGUCAACGCUAACCAGCUGUCCCUGGGUUGUGACUGCCUCGGCCAUAUUAAGUACUUUGAUGGCUACAGAAUCGAUUCCAAGGGCAACCCUGUCCUACUCAAGAACGUUCUCUGUCUACAUGAGCAAGAUAACGGGAUACAGCAUAAACAUACCAAUUACCGCUCUCAGGCUGCAACUGUAGUCCGAAACCGUCAACUUGUACUGCAAAUGAUCUGCACGGUUGCGAACUACGAAUACAUCUUUGCCUGGAUAUUCGAUCAAGCAGGAAACAUCGAGCUUGAGGUCAGGGCUACAGGUAUAUUAUCUACCAUGCCUAUAGAAGAAGGAAUAUCCGUUCCAUUCGGCACCAACGUCGCCCCGGGAGUCAUGGCCGCAUACCAUCAACACAUAUUCAGUAUGCGUAUCGAUCCAGCCAUUGACGGAUACAACAACACCGUAAUAUACCAAGACAGCAUUCCCAUGCCAGAUGACCCGUCAACAAACCCUUAUGGCGUAGGGUAUGUGCAGGAAACCAAGGUUAUCAAGCGUUCGACUGCCGCAGAUCUCAGCGUACCUGAUGCCCGCGUCUUCAAGAUCCGAAAUGAUAACAUCAUCAAUCCCACGUCUGGUAAACCUGUGGCCUUCAACAGGAAACGAGCCCAGUUCGCCACAAGGCCGAUAUGGGUGACCAAAUACCACGAAGACGAACUAUACGCUGCUGGCGAAUUCACGAAUCAGAGCAAGACAAGCUCGGGCGUCGAGGAGUGGGUUGCUCGUGACGAAAACGUCGAGAACACAGACGUCGUUCUAUGGCAUACAUUCGCACUCACGCAUAACCCUCGGCCAGAAGACUUCCCGGUCAUGCCCAUGGAGAAGAUCAGCGUCAUGCUCAGGCCGGAUGGAUUCUUCGAGAAGAAUCCCGCCCUGGACGUUCCGCAAUCAACGCAGAAUUUCAACCAGUCUUCCCUCCAUGUCGAUACUGAGACGGCUGAGGCCAAGGAUUGCGCGUGUCCGUCAAAGCUAUGA